AUGUCGUUGCAGGUGGCGGAUGUUCAGAAAGCUCUUCAAUGUGUCUCUUCGAAUGCUGAGCAGGCCAAAAAGAACGAAGCGCUACAAUUCUUAGAAGAGUUCCAAAAAUCGGUCGGUGCUUGGAAGAUAUGUCAUGAUAUCCUGACUAACGUUGAUCGUUCGUUCUUGGAAUUGCACAUUUUUGCUGCCCAAACGUUGCGGAAUAAAGUCAGUUAUGAUUUGUCGCAGCUGGAAGGCAAUUUGCUGCAAUUUAAAGACACUCUGAUGCAUCUGGUGGUGUUACACAGCCAGAAACUGGUGGUAACGCAGUUGAGCGUGGCGCUGGCUCGUUUGGCCAUUCAGUAUAUCCAAUGGAAAGACCCGGUUGUGGAAAUUAUCAACUGUCUUAAUCCGUAUCCGUCCAAGCUGCUUUGCUUCCUGAGAAUUUUGCCCGAAGAAACGCUGGAUAUUGGGUCAACUCCCUUGACUGAGGACGAAUUUAACUCGAGAACGCAUGAGCUGAUCAGUACGAUUGCCGAAGAUGUGUUGAAAUUUCUGAUCUCCUGCGUGGAGAUUCUGAAGAGCCAGCGGCGGGACGACGCCGAUAUCUCACUGGAGCAGGUCAUGCGUUGUUUGGCUUCGUGGUGUUUCGAGUUUCCAGUCGACCAAUUGCUUUCGGUGGAACCACUCAUAUCGAUAAUUUUCGAGUCCCUGCUGCGCGGUCCUGCGGAUUCUCCAGAGGUAUUCGAUGCAGCCGUCGACUGUCUGACGGUUGUGCUGAGGGAAAGCAGAGAUGCUCCUAAUGAGCAGUUAGUCUUGGCUCUUUAUGAGCAGCUUAUGAAACUACAGGCAAAUCUGCUGCCGAAUCUUCUGGAAGCAACGAAUGGUGAGGAACAAGAAUACGAAACUAUGGAGGGCCUCACGCGUCUGUUUGUCGAGGCAGGCGAGGCAUGGAGCGUUUUUAUUUCAAAAUCGCCGCAAAUCUAUAAGCCAAUCGUGACAGCAUUACUGAUGUUGACGUGCAAAAACGAUGAUCUGGAUGUCGCCUCUUACACCUUCCCAUUUUGGUUCAGUCUGAAGCAAAAUCUGGUUUUGCCAAGAUAUCAACGAUCAAAGGAGCAGUAUGUGCCCAUAUUCGAGAGUUUAAUUGGUGGUAUCAUUAAACAUUUACAGUAUCCCCAAAAUCAGUUCACGUCUGGCGAAGAUGAAGAUAAGUUUAAGGAAUUUAGAUAUCAUAUGGGAAGCGUGCUCAAAGAUUGUGCGGCAGUCGUGGGCACUUCACGAGCAUUGCAUCAGCCAUUGACCAGAAUCAUGACAGCAGUGAGCAACAAUGGGUCCUGGCAAGAGUUAGAGGCCCCUCUGUUCUCCCUAAGGACAAUGGCACAGGAGAUUUCUCUUUCUGAAAACAAGCAACUGCCACAGAUCUUCCAGAUCCUAUGCAAUCUGCCAGAGCAUCCAAAAAUCAGGUACGCCUCUACUUUAGUGCUUGGAAGAUACACCGAAUGGACAAGCAAACAUCCAGAAAUGCUUAAAAUGCAAUUAGAUUAUCUGUUUGAUGGAUUCCGUCAGGUUCAAGAGCAAAAUAGUGCUGAGAUCGUCACAGCGUCUUCCCAUGCUUUGAUGUACUUUUGCACCGAUUGCUCUAGCCUUCUUAGUGAAUAUAUCGAUCAGCUUUUUGAUUUCUACUUCCAGGUCGAGAAUAUCUUGGAUAUUGAAUCCCAGUUCGAGCUUUGUCAAGGCCUAAGCGCCGUGAUAAACAAGCAAACAGCCGGGAGAAUCUCGUCUGUGCUUCAAAAAUCAUUGGAUCACAGUUCCGCAGAAAUCAACGACCUCAUUCCUAAGUGGAAGGCUGAACCGGCCGUGUUUAGCGCUCAGAUUGCGGACAAGAUUGACCUUGUUUAUGCAAUAUUCGAGGAGCUUAAGCCGCGCAAUGAAUACCCUCAACAGGGCCAGGAACCUUUGGUGACACAGAUUGAGUUUAUUUGGCAUAUGUUGAGGAGUUUACUGGUAGACUUUGGCGCAAUGUCAGAUACCGUAAUAGUUGAGAGAGCCACGAAGCUUUUGAGAAGACUUUUCGAAAAGUUUCACUUGUUUUGUGAGCCAAUUUUGGAAUCAGUGGCAGCAUUUCUAGCUCAAGGUUACGCAACCACAGGGAUCGGAUCGUAUCUCUGGUGCUCUGGUUCGAUUAUUGUUGUCUAUGGGGAUGACGAAGCAUUACCUGUGCCGCCUCAACUCAGGGAUGCGGUCUGGCAAUUCGCCGUAUCCCAAAGUGAUACUUUCAUGGUCAACUUCAACAAAAUCGAAGACGCACGUCUGAAUGAUGAGUAUGAAUCGAUUAUGGAUUUUUUCUCCAUGAUUUCGGAUUUGAUUAUGUUUUAUCCAAAGGAGUUCAUUCUGACAAGUGUACUACUAGAGGGCACUACCGAUAUUGCAUUAAAGUGUAUCACAAAACUCGAUAAUUAUGACGCAUACAUUCUAGUUUUGCGUUGCUUGGAUGACAUUAUUUCUUGGGGAUUCAAAACACCACCCAUCUCCACAGCAGCAAUAACACUAGUACCAGAUGAAUGGCGGGAACAAAUAUCCAAAGCAAUUAUCAUCUCAAGAGGCUCACUACUGAUAAAUGCGCUUUUUAUUGGGCUUGUCACAAAUUUCGAGUCUUCAACUCAUUCAGAUGCCGUAAGUUGCAUAGUCAAAUGUUUCCGUUUAGCAUUCGAAGCGAAUAACAACGAUCCAACGGUUUGCGCACAGUGGGUCUUGCAGGCCGUUGAGCAGUUAAACUCUGUCACACUUAAAGAGAAGGAGAAAUUAGCUGCGGCAGUCACCAAUGGAUUAAGUCAAAGAGACUACCGCAAGGUGAGGGAAGGGAUCAAGACGUUUGUUGCGUGGUACCUGAGGAAAAAUGUCAGCCCGAGGUGUUAUUGA
This is a messenger RNA of Torulaspora globosa, 2901 nucleotides long. RefSeq names its product mRNA transport regulator MTR10 (gene MTR10). Bases 1 to 2901 code for a protein of 966 amino acids. The record is from RefSeq and is a predicted model, not a curated record. Gene Ontology annotation, cellular component: nuclear membrane; cytoplasm. Lineage: Eukaryota; Fungi; Ascomycota; Saccharomycetes; Saccharomycetales; Saccharomycetaceae. Gene Ontology annotation, molecular function: small GTPase binding. Gene Ontology annotation, biological process: protein import into nucleus. The transcript has a single exon.